This is a messenger RNA of Bursaphelenchus okinawaensis, 5410 nucleotides long. NCBI's taxonomy places the organism in Eukaryota, Metazoa, Nematoda, Chromadorea, Rhabditida, Aphelenchoididae. The record is from the annotation of a GenBank genome assembly.
AUGGAAAACGGUUAUCGAGAUCCGACGGCCGAUGAGUUGGUCCAACGGUUUCGCCUAACCUCAACUUCCUCAUUGACCAGUCCAAAGCCAACCAAGCCGCCACUGACUGUAAGUUUUUUUGAAUUUGUUUUCUGCGUUUUUGUUUGUAAUGAAGCCGAAAGAGAAUACUAAUGGUCCAGAAGGGACAUUUGAAAAACAAAAGUUUUUAGCUUUGCAAAUUCAGGCUUAAAAACGUUUUUAAAAAUUUUUAAAUUUAAAAAGUUGGUAUUAAACAUAAAUAUAUAUUUUCAAACUCAACAGGUUAUGUUUAAGCCUAAUAAUUUAUUUUUGAAAUAAAAAUUUAAUCUUAAGUUUACAAAAAACGGUUUUAAGCCUAAAACGUGACCUUAAGCCUAAAAAAAGAGUUUUAAACCUUAAAAGCCAUUUUAUAAGCCUGAGUUUCAUGCUUAUUCUUGAAAAACAGUUUUAGGACUUAAAGUCAAUUUUAAGCUUACUUAAUAACUGCUAAGCCUAACUUAUGAGUUUGAAGCGUACAUAAUUACUGCUAACCCUGAUGAAUUGGUUAAGCACAAAACUUUAAUUUUUAAACCUAAAACUCAUUUUUAAGCCUAAAGCUCAUUUUUAAGCCUAAAACUCAUUUUUAAGACUCUUUUUUAAGCCUAGGACUCAUUUUUAAGCCGAAAACUCAUUUUUAACCCUGCAGCUCAUUUUUAAGCUUAAAACUCAUUUUUAAACUUAAUUCGUUAUUUUUUAAACCUAAAAGUCUAAUUCAUCAAUUUUAAACCUAAAACAUCAACUUUUUUCAUAUCUAGCUAGCUUUUUACUCUGUUUAAGCUUUCCCACUUCCAGGUAUUCAAAAGAGGCAGUAGUGUGAUAAGGUCGGUCGAUGUGCAAAGUGUGGCCGCUUAUUCGUUGAGUCGGAAUUGCGUGUCAUCAUUGCAUCAAAAUUUCCGCUCAUCAUUAAUUUAUGGCAAAAACAAUGUCAGCGUGACGAGUUCGGAUGGAUCAGACACAUUGAAGGGAUACCUGUCUCUUCAUCAGGAGCACAGGAAGGCCAUCGUACUGAAAUGGAUGCCCAAUCAGUUAAUGGACAAUGGGUAACGUUGAUGAGUUUUAGUGGGCAGUAGGGUCUGGCACAAUAGUGUAAGGUAGGGCAGUUUGGGGUAGCUUAGGGUAGGGUAGGGCAGGGUAGGGUAGGGUGGGGUAGGGUAGGGUAGGGUAGAGUAGGGUAGGGUAGGGUAGGGUAGGGUAGGGUAGGGUAGAGUAGGGUAGGGUAGGGUAGGGUAGGGUAGGGUAGGGUAGGGUAGGGUAGGGUAGGGUAGGGUAGGGCAGUUCGGGGUACGGUAGCUUAGGGUAGUGUAGAAUAAUAUUUAAACACUUUUAGGUCUCAAACUAGUACGGAUACACCACCAGUGGAGAACGGUGACAGCAGUCGCUUAUGGCGGCAUACUAUCAUGAUUAACAUGAACGACAUUAUUUAUAUCCAUCUUCAUUCACAAGGUAUUUUCCACUUACUGUAUUCAAGUUCAGAAAUUUAAAAAAUUUUAAUUUUUAAAAAAUCGACCGCUAAAAAGUCUUGUCGUUUUCUGCCGUUCCAUAUAGUGCAAAGUGACGACAAGACUUUAUAAAUUUAAAAUUCUUAAUCUCAUUGCCAUUCCAGGUCCCCAACAGCCAAUCUCACUAGUCCUGGUGGAUGCCGAGGGUGUUCAACAUCGGCCGUUUUCGUUCCCACCUGGUCAACAUUGUGUACAGUUCUUGGCGUGUCUUGAAAGUGCUCUAUCACCCAGCUCACGGUUAGAUCCUCCGUUGUGGUUUGAGCCUGGGAAAGGUAGGUGUUGACAAAAAACUCAAUUUUAGGCUUUCAUCUUAUAUCUUUAAGCCUAAAAACUUAAUUUUAAGCUUUCAACCUCUACCUUUUAAGCCUAAAGUUUUAAUUUCAAGUCUUCAGACUAAAUUUUUAAGCCACAAGGCCUGAUUUUAAGCCUUCAAGCUAUAUUUUUAAGCCUAAAUGCUUAAUUUUAAGCCUAAAAUAUAAAAUUCAAAAUUUUUCAGGAAAAGCCCUCCCUCAAGUCAAGCGAAAAUCAAGCUUUUUCCGUCGUGCCAGCGAAAGCUCGACCGACGAGAACUUGGAAUGUCACGAUUAUGUUUUCAGGAUUAGGCGGAUUAAAGAUGAAUCAUCAAAUUCGUCCACGCCCGCUACCGUGCCACUAAGAAACAACGUUCUCAACGAUUUUGUCAGCCAAAACGGCUUCCGAUCUCAUAGGUAUGGCAGUUUUUAUUGAAAUUUUAAAAUGUUUUUGAAAUUUAGAAAAAAUGGCAAGAACUUUUUUUGCAAACCAAAAAAUAGCAAGAACUUUCUUUACAAAACAAGAAAUGGCAAGAAAUUUGUUUACAGAAUACAAAGUGGCAAAAACUUUCUUUAGAAACAAAAAAUGGCAAUAACUUUCUUUACAAACCAAAAAAAUGGCAAGAACUUUCUUUACAAAACAAAAAAUGGCAAGAACUUUCUUUACAAAUCAUCAAAUUUCAGUAACUCCUUGCCUAACUCCCCGGCGUGUACAAAAAAACGAGCUUCAUCAUCGUCAGUCCGAAGCCGGGACCUUAAGGCUCCAGCACUAGCCCGAGCUAAAGAAGCAUCUCUAGAACAACAUAGUUCAAUUGAAAAGUGAGUUUUUAUAUUCAAUUUUGUUUUUUCCCCUUAUAAACACAAGAUUUGAACAAAUUUUAUAUUGAUAGUGCCCUAAAAAAGUCGUGUCGUCGAUUUACAUUGGUUUAUAUAGUAAAAAACGACAAAACUUUUUGUCUGGUCGAAAAAUUCUAAAAAUAAUUUUAAAAUUUCAAAAAAAAUUUUUAAAAGUCCAAAAUCAUUCCAGAGAAAGCCUACUAGACGCUUGUGAAACAGUCCGCCGGCAGAUCCUAUCACGAGCCUUCUAUGGUUGGCUAUCGUACUGUAAACAUAUGAAAACAGUGCGAACUCAUCUAGCUUGUACCAUAAACAAUGUCAAGUUAGAAGAGAGUAAUUUCGAGAACAAAAUAGUCGACCGAGAGUUUUGGCAACGGUGCCGGAAAGAAAAAAGCGUAAGUGAAAAGAAAGUUUAUGCCAUUUUUUGGUUUGUAAAGAAAGUGCUUGCCAUUUUUUGUUUCGUAAAGAAAGUUUUUGCCAUUUCACGUUUUGUAAAGAAAAUUUUUGCCAUUUUCCUUUUUGUAAGGGAAGUUCUUGCCAUUUUUUGUUUUAUGAAAAAAGUCCUUGCCCUUUUUUAUACUGUAAACAAAAUCCUUGCUAUUUAGCCUUUUGUAAACAAAGUUUCUGCCGCUUUUUCACCAAAUGCCAUUUUCAGUUAGACCUCAAAAAAGAGUUUUGGAUCCGCACCUAUCUAAACGGUAUUCAACCCGACAUACGAUGUAAAACCUGGCCCUACCUUCUGAAUCUAGUAUCGUGGAAAGAUGACAUCGGGUUUUUCAGCGACAAAUGGAAAGAAAGUUAUGAUAGAAAGGUCGAAAAAUGGAAGGAAAUAGAAAAAGAAGUGGUGAAACGUGACUGUGAACAGUUCGAGAAUGGUAGGGUUGACCAUUUUUGAUUAUUUUUUAAUGGGCGGGGUAAAAAUGGGUGGGGGAGGGGGACGGUUCUUUAAUUUUUUUUUCGCCGAACUUUUCCGUCAUAAAAAUUUUAAAAAUGUUUAAAAAAUUUAAAUUACAGCCAGAAUGCGUCAAAAUAGCGAAGUCGACCACAAUGAAAAUGGGAAAUGGGCGAGAGAGAAGUCAAUGAGCAGUGAUGUCUUUCUGGAACCGUGCCAGAAAUCAAAAACUGAAGUAAGUCUGCCCCACCCUACUCUGUCUUGUCCUAAGACCCUACCCUAUCCCCCGAUACUUUUUUCUACCAUACCCUAAGGUUGAAGAAAAUUAAGCUAUGGCACCCAGUAAAUCUAAACAUUUUCAGAACAUAAUCGACGAAUUUGGCACAAAUUUGCAUAGAAUCGAAAAAGAUGUGGAACGUUGCGAUCGGCACACAUCGUUCUUUUCGAAUAAAGAUAAUUUGGAGAAGUUGAAGACCGUGAUGUGUACGUAUGUUUGGGACCAUUUAGAUGAUGGUUAUGUUCAAGGAAUGUGUGAUAUUGCUGCACCAUUACUGGUUAUCUUUCAAAAUGGUAAAAUUUUAUACAUUUUUGAGUUGUAAAGAAAGUUAUUGUCAUUUUUUGCUUUGUAAAGAAAGUUUUUGCAAUUUUUUAGUUUUUAAAAAAAGCUCAUGCAAUUUCGCGCUCUGUACAGAAAGUUAUUGCCAUUUUUCAACCCCUAUGAAGCCCAAAAUUAAAUUUUAAAAAUUUCAGAAUCUCUCACCCUCGAAUGUUUCGAAGUUUUAAUGGAAAAAAUGAAAGUCAACUUUCCCCAUUCUCAAGGAAAUGCUAUCGAAAGUAACCUGGUCAACCUAAGGACGAUAGUACAAGUAAUGGAUACAGAGCUUUAUCAGCAAUUCAUGAAUGACAAUGACUAUACUCAUCUGUAUUUUGCUUACCGAUGGUUUUUGCUAGACUUUAAGAGAGGUAAGUUCAUUAUUAGGGAUGCAUUAUAGCUAGGGGGGGGGGGUAAAAAAGCCGAUUUAAAAAAUUGACAGAAAGAAGUUUUUGCCAUUUUGUAAUCAGUGAAGGAAGUUUUUGCCAUUUUCUGUUUUGUAAAGAAAGUUCUUGCCAUUUUUAGUUUUGUAAAGAAAGUUUUUGCCAUUUUUUUGUAAAUAAUCAUUUUUUAUUUAGAAAUGAAAUACGACGACGUUUUCAAAGUUUGGGAAGUGAUUUGGGCGGCCGAACAUACGGUUUCCUCCCAUUUUCAACUGUUUUUCGCGCUGUCGAUGCUCACAAACUAUCGCCAGAUUUUGUUGGAGAACAACAUGGAAUUCACCGAUGUUAUCAAGUUCUUCAAUGGUAAGCUGUUUUGUGAGUAAAGGUUAAACUUAAACAGCGAUAAUGAAGGGGUUUUCCUUGUUUCAUUCUGAAACGGCAAGAACUUUCUUUAUAAUACCUUGUUUGUUAUUAACAACAUUUAUUUAUGAAUAAAUGAUAUAAAUAAAUGUUGUUAACACCAAAGAAGGUAUUUUAAAGAAAGUUCUUGCCGUUUUCUAAAUAAAAACAACAAACAAAAUAAAAACAACAAACACCUUCGAGCAAGUACCUUUAAAAUAGCCAUGUUUUAUGCGAUAAAGAAAGUUCUUGCCGUUUUCAAGCAAAAAGCCAAUAGAAAACAGAAAGAACCUUCUUUAUUAAUUUAAUUUAUUAUAACAAAUCGUAUUUUACAUCAAACGUUUUUAGAAAUGGCAGAAAAGCACGAUAUUCCGGCAUUAAUUGACAGUGCCAGAGAGAAGGUCAAGUUUCUACAAGAUCUGGUUAGUCAUUCGACUUUUGAAGCCGCUUUGGACCAAUAA